This is a messenger RNA of Drosophila eugracilis, 458 nucleotides long. RefSeq lists its product as uncharacterized. The transcript has a single exon. The record is from RefSeq and is a predicted model, not a curated record. Bases 1 to 357 code for a protein of 118 amino acids. Lineage: Eukaryota; Metazoa; Arthropoda; Insecta; Diptera; Drosophilidae.
AUGUGCACUAGUCUGAGUGACUUGUUUGCCUGCAUCAGGGCCCCGGCUAGUCCGGAGGCGGACACCACCAGCACCACCCAUCAGCGGAAUGAAGUUAACGUGGACGAUGAAACACCCGACCCUAGGAGGGAUCAGCCGAAGCAGCAGCAGGUUCUCUGCCAUAGGCAGGUGAUGCCAGUGGCUCAGGGUCUUCAGCCACUGCCACUUCCGUCUUCUUGGACUAGUAGCAUUCAACCUUCACCGGAGAACCUACAUGUCUCCUACGAGACCUUGGAGCGUUACGAUCAGAUUUUCGGACGUCCUGACCAAGUGCCCGGCCCAUUUGGCUCUGUCCGAAACAUUCCCGACCAGUUCUAGGCAGAAAUCUGUAAUAGAUUCUGUAGGCCUAAUGAAUUAUCUAUCUAUGCUUGAGUAUUAAACUCACAACUAAAGAUUUCCCAUUAAAAGGAAAGCGUUAG